AUGCCUUCACUUUUGCCCAACGUGGAAAAGAAGAACAAAUGCACCAAAUCUGCUACAAAAGGUGAACAGCCCUGGAAGACAUCUCCUGCCCACCGCCCCCACGAACCGAACGGACCUAACCCGAUUCGACCGACACACCCAACCUCCAGGCUCGAACUCACCAAUAUUAAUCUCCGAUCGCACGAGCCAGUCCCUUCGCGUGACGAAAUUACUUCGUCUUCGCCAACAUCCUCGAAGCCCUCACCCCCAGCUCGGCAACGUGUCGAGAGAGACAGGUUCGGCGUUGGCCGACGGCCUCGACAGGCUGGAUUUGAGUCAACUGUCUGA
Molecule: messenger RNA, 327 nt
Organism: Penicillium coprophilum
Lineage: Eukaryota; Fungi; Ascomycota; Eurotiomycetes; Eurotiales; Aspergillaceae
Exons: 2
Coding region: 1-327 (108 amino acids)
Source: RefSeq, a predicted model, not a curated record